This is a messenger RNA of Guillardia theta CCMP2712, 363 nucleotides long. RefSeq lists its product as hypothetical. Gene Ontology annotation, molecular function: guanyl-nucleotide exchange factor activity. The annotation marks the transcript as partial. NCBI's taxonomy places the organism in Eukaryota, Cryptophyceae, Pyrenomonadales, Geminigeraceae. The transcript has a single exon. The record is from RefSeq and is a predicted model, not a curated record. Gene Ontology annotation, biological process: intracellular signal transduction.
AUGUACAACAUCGCGCCACUGCUCAAGUUGUACCAGAGGUAUGUCAGUCACUACGAGCGGGCAUCACAGUGCUACUUCGAGAGCAAGGAGAAGGUGAAGGAGUUUGCGCUGUUUCUUGAGAAGGCUCAGAUGAAUCACGAGUCCUCCGUGCUGUCCCUUGACUCCUACCUCAUCAUGCCUGUCCAGCGGAUCCCAAGGUACAAGCUGCUGCUGGAGGAGAUCUUGAAGUACACCCCUGAGGACGCCGAAGAUUACGAGGACCUGCGAAGAGCGUUGAACUUGAUCUCAGAGCAGGCCGACCAGUGCAACGAAGCAACUCGCCGACGGGAGAACACGGAGAAGCUGCGCUCGAUUCAGAAGAAU